This is a messenger RNA of Hippocampus comes (tiger tail seahorse), 2766 nucleotides long. RefSeq names its product phosphatidylinositol 3-kinase regulatory subunit alpha-like. The record is from RefSeq and is a predicted model, not a curated record. Gene Ontology annotation, biological process: phosphatidylinositol phosphate biosynthetic process; insulin receptor signaling pathway. Lineage: Eukaryota; Metazoa; Chordata; Actinopteri; Syngnathiformes; Syngnathidae. Gene Ontology annotation, molecular function: 1-phosphatidylinositol-3-kinase regulator activity; protein binding. Gene Ontology annotation, cellular component: phosphatidylinositol 3-kinase complex.
CUCGCGUCCCCUCCGGUGCCCUCCCUUCCAGUUUGGCCGCACAGGACAGCGUUUGUCCCGGACUCCGAUGCACCCAGCGCUGUAACUUCGACGUGCAGCUGCCGCUCCUACUCUUCGUGAAGCACGUCAACUCGAGCGGGGGAGAUCUUUCGACGUCCUGUGCCCCGGCCAUCGGCACGUUGAAACACUUCGUGGAGUGGAAGUAAAAGAAGAAACGGGACGGGAAAGUGGGCGAAAAAACCGUCUCGGAGGAUUCAAGCGGGCUCGUUGGCUCUGCAUAGCUUCCUUGCAGCAUCUCGGUGAGGCCUUCUUCUUCCCCGAUGGGUGCACCCUGCGAGGACGCGACACGCAGACGCAAAUCACCCGAGCAAGACGACAAGUGUGAAAGAAUGAAGACCAGCUAGAUGUUUCCCGUCUCCCACGAGUAACUGCGGUUUGAGUUUUUUCACCCCUCCCCCCCUUUCCUUUGGAAACGCACCACAUCUUUUGGACAACAUGAGCACGGAAGGUUACCAGUACCGAGCGCUGUACGACUACAAGAAGGAGCGCGAGGAAGACAUUGACCUUCACGCAGGGGACGUGCUGCUGGUGAGCAAAGGGGCGCUGGUGGGGCUGGCGUCCCUGAGCUACACCGACGGCCUGGAGCAGAGGCCCGAGGAGAUCGGCUGGCUGCCCGGCUUCAACGAGACCACGCAGGAGAAGGGCGACUUCCCCGGCACCUAUGUCGAGUACAUCGGCAAGAAGCGCAUCUCGCCGCCCACGCCCAAGCCCCGCCCGCUCCGCCCGUUGCCCGUCGCCCCGGCCACGUUGAGGGCCGAGGCCGAUUCCGACUUGGAGCAAGGCGUGUGGCUGCUGGACCUGACAGAGCAGUUUUCCCUCCCCGAGACAGCCCCGCCACACCUGGCCCGCCUGCUCGACGCCAUCGAAAAAAAAGGUCUGGAGAACCCCACGUUGUACCGGACUUUUACUGCAGGCGGUGGUAAUGAAGUCAGGCAAUAUUUGGAGUCCGACCCCGCCUCGGUGGACCUGGACCAGAUGGAGCUUCCCGCCCUGUGCGACGGCCUGCGCCGCUACCUCCAAGACCUCCCUCAGCCCAUCGUCCCGACCGCCGUGUACGCGCAGCUGCUGCACGCCGCCAAAGAGGUGUCCAAUCCCGACGAGUGCGCCCAACAGCUGCGCCGCAUUGCCAGCGGCGCCGCCCUGCCCCCCCAGUACUGGCUGGCCCUCCAGUGCGUUCUGCGCCACCUGGCCCGCGUGUGCCAGAGUGCCGCCAAGAACCUGCUGAGCGCCCGAGCGCUGGGCGAGAUCUUCAGCCCGCUUUUCUUCAGGCAGCAGAGCACCAGCUGCGAGCCCAGCCUGGAAGCCCACGUCAGGAUCAUCGAGGUUCUGGUGGCCAGCGAAUGGACUGAAAGUCAGGCAGCUCCAGCUCUACCUCCGAAGCCGCCCAAGCCCGCUCCCGUUCCUAACAACGUUCAGAACAACAGCAUGGCGCUCCAGGACGCCGAAUGGUACUGGGGGGACAUCUCCCGCGAGGAGGUCAACGAGAAGCUGCGGGACACGGCGGACGGUACCUUUUUGGUCCGCGACGCUUCCACCAAGAUGCACGGCGACUACACGCUAACGCUGAGGAAAGGCGGCAACAACAAGCUCAUCAAGAUAUUCCACCGCGACGGCAAGUACGGCUUCUCGGACCCGCUCAUCAGCUCGGUGGUGGAGCUCAUCAAUCACUACCGGCACGAGUCCCUGGCGCAGUACAACCCCAAGCUGGACGUCAAGCUGCUUUACCCGGUCUCCAAACACCAACAGGAUCAGGUGGUGAAAGAGGACAACAUCGAAGCCGUGGGCAGGAAGCUGUGCGAGUACCACCAGCAGUACCAGGAGAAGAACAAGGAGUACGACCGUCUGUACGAGGAGUACACCAGAACCUCGCAGGAAAUCCAAAUGAAGAGGACCGCCAUCGAGGCCUUCAACGAAACCAUCAAGAUCUUUGAGGAGCAGUGUCAAACGCAGGAGCGCUACAGCAAGGAGUACAUCGAGAAGUUCCGGAGGGAGGGCAACGACAAGGAGAUCCAGAGGAUCGUGGGCAACUACGAAAAACUCAAGUCCAGGAUUAGCGAGAUCGUGGACAGCAAGAGCCGCCUGGAGGAGGACCUGAAGAAGCAAGCGGCUGACUACCGGGAAAUCGACAAGAGGAUGAACAGCAUCAAGCCGGACCUCAUCCAGCUGCGCAAGACCCGAGACCAGUACCUCAUGUGGUUGACCCAGAAGGGCGUCCGGCAGAAGAAGCUCAACGAGUGGCUGGGAAUCAAGAACGACAACGUGGAAGAUCAGUACUCGAUGGUGGACGACGACGAAGACCUGCCCCAUCACGACGAGCGCUCGUGGAAGCUGGGCAACAUCAACCGGCUGCAGGCCGAGGCGCUCCUGCAGGGCAAGCGGGACGGAACAUUCCUGGUGCGCGAGAGCAGCAAGGCGGGCUGCUACGCUUGCAGCGUCGUCGUGGACGGCGAGGUGAAGCACUGCGUCAUCAACAAGACGUCGUCGGGCUUCGGUUUCGCCGAGCCCUACAACCUGUACGGCUCGCUCAAGGAACUGGUCCUCCACUACCAGCACACGUCUCUGGUGCAGCACAACGACUCUCUGAAUGUGACGCUCGCCUACCCGGUCUACGCGCAGCAGAGGCGGUGAGGCGGGCGGGGGCCCACGUACGAAAAAGGAGGCUUCAGCGGCCAAGGUGGGGCGGGGGGGCGGGGCACACCACCCAAA